UCACAAAAUGGAACCCACCAACAGUGUAAGGAGACCUGAAAGUGGCACAUGGCGCAGGGGUGGCGGUGGAGGCAGCAGUAUUCGGAAGCCAAACACAGGCCUAGGUUAAAAAAGCGGAAGCCAUCAGCAGCAUGAGCAGACGACAGAGGCACAUGGCGCAGGGUGGCGGUGGAGGCAGCAGCAAUGGAAGGCCAUACAGCACCCUAUCACAAAAUGGAACCCACCAACAGUGUAAGGAGACCUGAAAGUGGCACAUGGCAGAGUCUGGCGAUGAAGUCAGCAGCAAUGGGAGGCCGUACAGGGACCCAUGACACACUCUGGACCUGGCAGCAGCAA
Molecule: messenger RNA, 336 nt
Organism: Staurois parvus
Lineage: Eukaryota; Metazoa; Chordata; Amphibia; Anura; Ranidae
Source: the annotation of a GenBank genome assembly